Ceraceosorus bombacis is the source of this 1393-nucleotide messenger RNA. The record is from the annotation of a GenBank genome assembly. NCBI's taxonomy places the organism in Eukaryota, Fungi, Basidiomycota, Exobasidiomycetes, Ceraceosorales, Ceraceosoraceae.
AUGGCCACCUCGCGCUCAGAGCAAUCUCUGCUGCUUGCGUCGCUCGUCUCAUCUGCGCAAUCCGGCCCUUCCUCUUCCAGACCCAAUGCUCGACCUCUGGACUCGGCACGACCUCUAGAAAUCAGCUGUGGUCUCAAUCCCAACGCUGCUGGUAGUGCAGAAGUGGCAAGAGAUGGCACAAGAGCUUCUGUGGUCAUCGGAGCAGAGGUCAGGGAAGAGGGCGAAGGUGGAUGGGAGGUCGCCUGCGAUAUGUGAGUCGUCACUGUAGCGAGACAGUGACUAAAAGGAAGAACGCGGAGCCUGAUAUCGCUGAGAUUGCUCGCAGAUCUUCCAGCGUUGCAAAUAUCUACCCGCAGUUGGCGUCUACCUUUGAGACGCUUCUAGCCUCCGCACUGCCGGCUGCGCCGUAUCUCACCUCACCCGGCCUAGGGCCUCAGUGGUACCUCACCCUGGAUGCGCGGUUGCUAUCCGCGGAUGGCGGGAACGCGUUGGACUGCCUACUGGCCGCAUCAUGGGCAGCAGUCAAUGACGUCAGAUUGCCACAGACUAGGCGAAUAGGCGCAGCGUCAAGCCGGGUUGCAGGCAAGGGCGUGCCAAGUAGUGGUGAACAUCAAAACCUUGCGAGAAGCUUGGCGGAUCAAGCUCGAGAAGGUGAAGGCUUGGGAAAGGCUGGCCUAUCUGGACUCAAAGGUUUCGUUAGCGGCGCGGACAGGAGCACGGGCGGACCCUCUGGUGCAAAGGACUUUGAGCUUGUAGAAGGAACGGACAUGGUCCUGGCUGGAGCACCCCAUAUGGGCGUGGCCGUCACCCUGGCACUGGUGUGUGAUAUCGAGUUGACACAUCAGCAUCUUCCUGAACCGACUGAUGCUGCGAGGAGCUCGCCGAAGCUGAAGCUGGUGCUGAUACGAUGUUUCCCAACCCUUGCCCACCGACACAGCUUCCUCGCGGCCUCCAUCUGCUGGAUCCGAACUUGCAAGAAGAGAUUGCGCUACCACCCCACCUCCGCCUUUGCGUCAUUGCCUCGCCCUCGGAAGCAGAUCCAAAGAAGCCUGUGAUAUGGUCAGCAAGGCUCCUGUCGGACCCGCCGGGAAGUGAAGUAGGAGCGAGCGGAAGGGACGCUGCAGCUGGUGCAGCUCCUGCACCUGCUGGGAACAACGUCGCAGGCGCUGCAGCGGAUGAAUCUCGAGAGCUGCUGGAGGAAGCUUGGGGCGCACCUGAUUUGUCUAGGGUGAGAGGAGGCAUCAAGGUGAGUCGAUGCACCCGCUAUGUAUGAGCACGUAGGUAGACGCUGACGGGCCCAAGUACAUCCGUUGGUCAGCUGGCGGCACUCUACGCAUUGCAGCUCCAUGAGGCUAUGCAGGCACAGGUUGAGCAGAGUGAGACUGAACGAUAG